Molecule: messenger RNA, 794 nt
Organism: Salvia splendens (bonfire salvia)
Lineage: Eukaryota; Viridiplantae; Streptophyta; Magnoliopsida; Lamiales; Lamiaceae
Exons: 3
Coding region: 15-674 (219 amino acids)
Source: RefSeq, a predicted model, not a curated record
AGUUGAGUUAAGAGAUGCCUGGCUUCUGCAUGAGUCGUGCUGCGACACGCAUCCGUGCCCGUGUUCGGGUCCGCUCACCCUCCCAGCACUACAAGAAAACUGCAAGUUUCAUCGAACCACAAGAUAAGUCAGAUGGGGUCCGUGAGUUCAGCAUCGAGAGCUGCGUGCCUGAAUCUGAAUCCGGGAACAGAGUGAUGAUUGUGGUCGAUUCCAGCCCCGAAACUAGAGUGGCGCUCGAGUGGGCACUGUCCCACACGGUGCAGAGCCACGACACCAUUGUUCUGUUGCAUGUCGCCAGAAAGGAUGGGAAUACGAACUGGGAGAUUGAUCAAACGGCAUAUGAUCUUAUGAACACCAGCAAAAAUAUGUGUCAACAGAAAAGACCAGAGGUGCAUGUGGAGAUGGCAGUCCGAGAAGGGAAGGACAAGGGUGCAACCAUUGUUGAAGAGGCAAAACGAGCAAGGGUCUCGUUACUAGUUCUUGGACAACGAAAGCAGUCAUUUCUAAGGCGACUACAGAUGAUUUGGGCAAACAAGAGAAACGGGAACAGGUUCGUGGACUACUGCAUCCAGAAUGCCAAUUGUAUGACGAUCGCAGUUAGAAGGAAACAUAGGAAAUAUGGAGGAUAUUUGAUCACUACCAAACGCCACAAGAACUUUUGGCUUCUGGCCUAGGAUAUCACUACAUUCAUAUUUGGAGCUUCCACAAAAUACAAGAGUACUGCAGAGAAGCAAAGAGCUUUAAAUUUCAAAUACAAUCAGUUGUAUAAAACAGAAUGACAACUUAUUUCAUUU